AUGAGUAGGCAAUCGAAGAUGGGGAAACCCGAGGGCGAUGAAAUCGGAGUUGGGAAAGGGGGUGAUCUGUUCGGGGACUCUGUCGAAUCAGCUGUGAGAAUGGUGAAUUCACAGCCAUCUCCACUGCUGAGUGAGUCUCCUCAUUUGGCUGUCGUUUCCAACAAUUUGGCUUCCCCAGUAUCGGCCUCGUCAUCGACGACCAAAGGUUUUGGGCUUAAGAAAUGGAGGAGGAUAAUGCGGGAUACGAGUAAGGACGGAUGCAGAGAGCCUGAUGCCAGCAGGGUUCUCAAGCGCGUGCUUUCCAUCGCGGAGCCUUCCAGGAACCGGAACGACGACAAACUGGAGAAUGACUGCAAGGCCGAUAUCUCGAUUGGAUCGUUGGAAUUGGGGCAUAUGCAGGGUGUUCUAAAUGAUAUGUCUAGCUUUGGAUCCAUGGAUCCGGAGCUCGAGCUGCUGGUGGCAAGGACUGAUUUCUCUCUCGGCACAGAUUCUGAGAACAGCGACGAUAGGAGCAGCAAGUCUUCCUCGACAGUGACUGCCUUGAAGCAUAAGAGGGAAGGAUUGGGAUAUAUGAAGGAGAGGAACCGAGUAAGGAUACCAGGGGGAAAAGCUUCUCGUCAAGCUGUGCUGUCUCGUGGACAGGGAUGGAAGGGUUGUGGGAACGACGCCGAGAAGAAGGAAAGUGAUAUUCAGACUGUGCAUGAGGAAGAGAAUUCCCAUUCGAGUGUUGAGUCCGACUUGAGAAGUUCCAGCACAGUCGUUGCACAGUGGCACGGUACCGGUGCUAAUGGCAGUCCUAGUGAAACUUCAAUGAAUUUUGACGGGGAGAACAGUGGCAACACAGAGAUGAUCGAGGAAGCCCAACCAAGCAUGCACAAGGAGGGAGGAGGAAGCGUCGAAGUCGCAUCAGAAGAGGAUGCUCACGCUAACAUUUCGGGAAACGAUAAAAGGAACGUUUGUGAGGAUAAUUCACACUACGAAGAGGAAGACCCCUUGCUGAAUCAAUCGUUUUUCUCCAGAGAGCACAGGAAGCCCUUGACAAAGGUUCCCCCUCUACGCCCCUUUGCUCAUCUUUUUCCUGCCCUUUUGGUACCUCUGUUAUAAUUUUAUGGUUCAAAAUAUGCAUGCUCGAUCCUUUACUUGACCUUGUAAUAAAACAAUGAAAUGAGACAUCAUCCAAGCUUGUAAAAGAAGGCGGUUAUUUGAUCGUACAUAGAUGCCAAAUGACUAUUUCAUAUCCCCUGUGCGUGUUGUCAACAAUUUAUUGAACCGCAUACUUCAGCGCAUUUUGGUUUUCUGGCCCACCGGAGGAUCACCAAAAGUUUUCUGGGCACGUCUGCAUGGCUCAGACCAGUAUGCAUGCUGUAUGAACUUUGAAUAAAAGCAGAAGGAAGGAAAUCCCUGUGCUUGCAGAUUUACUGUAUACAAAAGUUUUGAGCUCUCUAUCUCAUUGGAGAAGCAUUCGACUUUGCCAUCCUGAUCAAUCCCCCUGAAUCCCAUCAUAUGGUGGUCAUGUUGCAGGGGGACUAGCUUCACAUAAGGCUAGACCUUGAUCGGUGUGGAUCUGACAGAUUUAUACAUUAUUUCUUUAGCCCAUGGGAGACUGAUUUCUGGCAUUCAUACUGAUGUUGGGAAACUGGAUUGUCGUUCUUGUUGGGGUGUCACUGAAAGGAUCUAGUUAUUGCCGCUUACUUUAUUUUAUUGUAUAAUAAUGAUUAACCAUAUAUUUUGAUUUGUGACCUCACAUUGAGCAAUCCAAGAAGUGGAAGCCAUCGAUAAGGUAGAAAUUCAUUGAUAAAAACCACAGCCAUGGUUCUUAUUUUCUUAUGCCCCAUUGUUUCAGAGGUCGAGAAACUCGGUGGAGUUGGGACAGAGGAGGCGAUGCCAUCAAGUCACUCAUCUUGUCACUCCAAUCAUCAGAAAUAUAGAGGGAAGGACUGACCUGAGGAAGGUAGGCUCGGCUGUGGAGGUCAAGGAAGGGAGGGGGUCUCAAGCUCAGGGAAAUGGAACUGGAACGUUAUAUCCUCAUCAGAAGAAAUAUAGAGGCAGAAAUCGGAUAUCUGAUGCUAAUGAGUACGGUGCAACAACAGGUGGUCAUCGUUAAAGGGGACCCAUCAGCUCUUCAUGAGCAGAAGAACGCUGGCUUUGGAGGGGAGCAGAGUAAGCUGGAAGGUGAUGAAGAGCAGGCCAUCGUCAUGCUUAUGACUCAGCUGGAGGAGCUGGAUUUGACCUGCCAGCGACUGCUGGGAUCUAAGAAGGCGUUGACACUGAGGAACAGAGUCUGUAAGGUUUCCAUCUGCUGUUUCAUCCAGUUCUUGCUGUCGCUUGCUGCCCUCGUUUCCUUUUUCAUCCAGUUGCUGCCUCCUUCCCAUGAGACUCUGCCCACUUAA
Spirodela intermedia is the source of this 2390-nucleotide messenger RNA. Lineage: Eukaryota; Viridiplantae; Streptophyta; Magnoliopsida; Alismatales; Araceae. The record is from the annotation of a GenBank genome assembly.